This is a messenger RNA of Aspergillus nomiae NRRL 13137, 779 nucleotides long. RefSeq names its product xanthine phosphoribosyltransferase. Gene Ontology annotation, biological process: XMP salvage; hypoxanthine metabolic process; GMP salvage. The transcript is spliced from 5 exons. The record is from RefSeq and is a predicted model, not a curated record. Gene Ontology annotation, molecular function: hypoxanthine phosphoribosyltransferase activity. The annotation marks the transcript as partial. NCBI's taxonomy places the organism in Eukaryota, Fungi, Ascomycota, Eurotiomycetes, Eurotiales, Aspergillaceae. Gene Ontology annotation, cellular component: cytoplasm.
CCUAUACAAUUGGUACAAGCCAUCACUGCCAAAAUGUCGCAAAAAGUUUAUGUCACCUAUAACCAGGUGCACAAGCUGUGCCAGUCUUCAGCUGAUAAGAUUCUGACCACCUUUCAUCCAAAUCUUAUGAUUGCUAUCGGCGGCGGCGGAUAUGUCCCUGCUCGUAUUCUACGGUCCUUUCUCAAGCGCUCUGGUGAACCCAACAUCCCCAUUCAAGCCAUCGGCCUGUCGCUCUACGAGGACCUGGGUCGUGGUGACGCCGAGGAAGUUCCUGGGACCAAGGUGACUCGGACACAAUGGCUGGAUCUCAGUUCCUUGGAGAUGGCAAAUCUUAUUGGCAAGAACAUACUCAUUGUGGAUGAGGUUGACGACACCCGGACCACUUUGGAAUAUGCGGUUCGCGAGCUUCAGAAGGAUGUUGAACAGGCACAGAAGCAGCUUGGACGGGAGGGUGAAAAGACGAAUUUUUUUGUCUUUGUGCUUCAUAACAAGAACAAGUCCAAGAAGGGAGUACUUCCUGCGGAUAUGAUGGAUUCUGGUCGCUAUCAUGCUGCCGUCACCACUGACGAUGUUUGGAUUUGCUACCCAUGGGAAGCAAAGGACAUUGAUGAACACGAUGCGUUUGCCGAGAAGAACCCUCUCUUUUAAGGCCUCGUUUAAUUCCCUUUGAACAUUUUCUCUGUGCCUAUGCAUUCUUGGCUUCAUUUGCUUGCAUAUAGUCCUUAUUAUCAUGACCAGAAGAUGACUGGGCAUGUCACGAUAUAAACGGUGCCUUGACG